Helianthus annuus (common sunflower) is the source of this 2458-nucleotide messenger RNA. RefSeq names its product L-type lectin-domain containing receptor kinase IX.1. Gene Ontology annotation, cellular component: plasma membrane. The record is from RefSeq and is a predicted model, not a curated record. NCBI's taxonomy places the organism in Eukaryota, Viridiplantae, Streptophyta, Magnoliopsida, Asterales, Asteraceae. Gene Ontology annotation, biological process: protein phosphorylation. Gene Ontology annotation, molecular function: carbohydrate binding; ATP binding; protein kinase activity. Bases 169 to 2127 code for a protein of 652 amino acids. The transcript has a single exon.
AAAGUGGUUUAUCCUAAAUUUUAUUUAUUAUCUUCAAUAUAUAGUCAGUAGUCUUUGCAUAUAUAAUAUUAAGGCAAGAAUUGAAGUUUGAUGAUAAAGAUUUAGGACCCACUGACAUAUUAGUUUAUGAAUGAUGCCUUGCAAAUUACACUCUGAUUUUGCAUAAUCAUGGCCAUCUAUCUUUCUUGUUCUUCUCCAAGAUAUCAAAUUGCUUGCAUCAUUUUCAUUGCAUGUUUAUCCUUAUUGUUCUUGCCCUUCUCUGAAUCAACAUAUUUUGAAAUAAAACAUUUCGAUUCGAAUGAAACAGAUAUAGUCUGUACAGGCGAUGCUGUAUAUUCCAAUGGUACCAUACACUUUAACGAAGUAAAUUUCCUCACUCGUGUUGGUCAAGCCAGGUACGCACAUCCGGUCCAGAUAUGGGACAAAAAAUCUGGAAAUCUGUCCGACUUCACCACACACUUCACGUUCGUCGUAAAUACAUUGGAUCAGUCAAAAUACGGCGAUGGGAUAGCUUUCUUUCUUGCACCAGUUGGCUUCCAGAUCCCACCCAACUCAGCUGGAGGAUUUUUGGGACUGUUUAAUAAAUCAGACACUGAUUCGCCGCGUAAUCAACUGAUAUUCGUCGAGUUUGACUCUUAUUGGGACGAAUGGGAUCCUCCGUAUGGUCAUGUGGGUAUUAAUAAGAACUCGCUUCGUUCGGCUAAUUUGACUGCUUGGAAUGCUAGCAUGCAUAGUGGAGAUUCUAUAGACGCUUGGGUCUCUUACAAUAGUAACACUCGGAUUUUGAAUCUGAUCUGGAGCUAUGGGGCCGAAAAUAUGAGUCUUUCGUAUCGAGUUGACCUCAGGGAAGUUGUUCCUGAGUGGGUGACAAUCGGAUUCUCGGCUGCCACGGGCACUCAAGUCGAGAAACAUACGCUUCAAUACUGGGAGUUCAAUUCAAGCUUGAGUACAGAACAGAAGAAGGAAGGUUCUAACUCAAACAAAUGGAAGCUGACAGUGGGAUUAACAGUCCCACUUGGUAUUAUAAUCAUCGGUUGCGUUAUAACGUGCACUAGAUUUUGGAGAAAGCGAAGAAAAAUUUCGGAAGAACCGCUUGAGACGGUCUCCUUGAAAUCCGAUGAUCUUGAAAGUGGAGUGGCUAAAAGAUUUUCGUAUAGUGAUCUCGCUUUGGCUACCAACAACUUUUCUGAUGACCGGAAGUUGGGUGAGGGUGGUUUCGGAUCUGUUUACAAGGGCUACUUGCCUUGCGAAUCCAUGGCGGUUGCUGUGAAGAAAAAUAUUUCACAGGGUUCUAAACAGGGAAAAAAAGAAUACAUGACUGAAGUCAAGAUCAAUAGCAGGUUAAGACACCGAAACUUGGUGCAACUUGUCGGUUGGUGCCAUGACGAAAAUCAGUUCUUGCUCGUGUACGAGUAUAUGCCAAAUGGCAGCCUUGACUCUCACCUGUUUGGCAAAAAGAUCACUCCUCUCAAGUGGCCUGUGAGGUAUAAGAUCGCUAUCGGGUUAGCUUCGGCGUUACUCUAUCUACACGAAGAGUGGGAGCAAUGUGUGGUGCAUCGCGAUAUCAAACCAAGUAACAUCAUGCUUGAUUCAGGGUUUAAUGUGAAGCUCGGGGACUUUGGAUUGGCUCGAUUUGUGGAACACGAACUUGGUACUCGAACAACUGUUUUAGCUGGGACUCUAGGCUACAUGGCUCCUGAGUACAUAUCAACAGGAAAGGCUAGUAAAGAGUCAGAUGUGUAUAGCUUUGGGGUGGUUGCAUUAGAGAUCGCAUGUGGACGAAAGGCGAUGGAUGGCUUAUGGAACUCUAAUGUCAGUUUGGUGCAAUGGGCCUGGGAUUUGUAUGGAAAAAGUGAGCUGCUUUCUGGUGUUGACCCGGUGCUGGGCUCGGAAUUUGAUGCUGAACAAGUUGAGUGUUUGAUGAUGGUUGGGUUGUGGUGUGCACACCCUGACUGGAGUAUGAGACCGUCUAUCCGACAAGCGAUUCAGGUGCUUAAGUUCGAAGGUGCACUCCCAAUUCUCCCGGUGAAGAUGCCUGUGGCCAUGUACUACUCGGGACCAGAUGCCAGCGAAGGCAGUUCUGCUGGCGCCACAUUCACCAACACUAGCGUUAAUCUAGAGCGUUGAACAACAAUAAAAGUAAAAACCAAAACUCGAAAAUUGUAACUGCAGCAGUUCAACUGUUUUCUUUGGCUUGAUGGACUUCCUUCUUUAGAUGAUGAAGCUAAAGAUUGCAAUUAUUUUUGAAGGGAACCGUAUCAAACGCAAAGCGUCAAUCAUUCUGUUCUUCUGUUUUAUUUAUUUCAAUUGUAACUUGUAGGUAAACUGGUUUUAUUGAAUUUAUUUGUAUUGUAUUUUGUUUAAUACCAAAUGAUAACACCAAUUAAUGUCUCCUUAGAACUUAAACCAAAAUCUUUGUCUCCAUUUUGGAGAUAAUAAUUAAACUUAUUUCAGAGCG